AGAAGUCUCUUGAGUCCCCUCCCUUUCUCUUCUACAGUACAGAUGCGGUGAAAAGGUGUUUCUCUUUGGAUCACAGUCUCGGGGUGGCCUCUCGCCGUCGACGGCCUCUUGGCUAUCGGAGACGGAGGGUGGUCGACCGGGGAUGUUGAUGUAGAUAUUACUAGGUCCUUUAGCUAGCUAGUUUGGUUAGAUUUGCUUUGGUGUUCUUGCUCCGGUCCGGUAUGGCCUUGCUAUUCCGGCGUCCGGUGAAGUUUUUAUCCUCCGUUGCAUCUCCCGUGCUGAUGUAAAUAUCGUCGGGGUCACCAGCGAUGCAAUCGGGAGGUUAGUUUCAUCUCCUCCUUGAGGAAGGGAAGGAGAUUUUGAUUCCCCUUUGGUGGAUGCGGUUUUCGUGUCGGUAUCCUUCGUGUUACCGAUGGCAGACCUGCUCUCUAGACCACCAUCCACGCCGGUCGUGGCUGUUGGCACCAGCUAUUGCGUGUUUCCCUCAUCUUCGUCGACGAGAAAACGCCGAUGUGCUUUCAGUGGGUGCAGAUUCGUCACGGGGGUGUCCAGAGGCGAUGGUUGAUGCAGUAUGUCCAAUGUUUGGAGCUUCUCGUCGAUGGGAUGGUGGGACUUGGUUCCGAUUGGCUCCGGAUUUGUCGCUGUUCCGUCGGCGCGGGUCAUCGGAGAGGGAGAAGAAGGUUACAAGGACUUGGUUGUAAUCUCCAGUUUCUUCAGGGUCCUGUUCGCAAAAAGGGAUGUACUGUACUCUCACUUUUAUAUAAAGUCCUUCCCUUUCGCCAAAAAAAAAGGAAAAAAAAAGAAAUGAGAGACCAACAACCGUACCCAAGAAUCCCCUUGAUCUUGCAGGUAAGGUAGAAAAUGACGAAAGACCAAAGCUUUUCAGGUCGGUGAGUCAGUUUGCAGCAGCCCAUGUUGCAGCGUCCGAGUGUGUAUCAGGUUGAUCAGUUUCAGGCGAGGGGACGCUUGGUUCCUUGUCUGCAUCGCCGUGGCCGUGGGCAUCGACCAACCGCUACGCAACAGCGGAGGGGGACGCCCACGCCGGAAACAAGCCUGCAGGACGCAGUCAGAGCCGAGGCGAAGGGCGGCGGGUCCCACAUGGCAGCGGCGGCACCAGGAUUUCGUUGGCUGCACCUCGGCUCCGCCACCGCAGUUUGUUUCUUGGCUGUCCUCUCCCGCCGCCCGCGUGGGUUGCUGCUCCCUCGCCCGUGUCGCCACUCCCCCGCAUGCCGCCGCCCUGCCUCGGGCAGCCACGCCACGCGACACGCGCGUACGUACGCACAGUAGUGCAUACUUAGCCGCGGCCGCCCCGCCCGGUUGCCAACCGCGCCAGGACGAGACGCCCUCCUCCCCGCUCCCAGCUGACCAUGUCGUCGUCCGCGACCACGGCCACGGCGUUACGACGGAGGCACGCGGCGGCGGGGGCCACGGCGGAGGAGUGGGUGGCGGUGACCGGCGCGGGUGCGUGGCGGGUGGAGGAGGUCGGCAAGCACCAGCUGAUGCGGCGGACGGGGCUGCCGGCGCGCGACCUCCGCGCCCUGGACCCGGCGCUGUCGUACCCGUCCAGCAUCAUGGGCCGGGACCGCGCCGUCGUCGUCAACCUGGAGCGCGUCCGCGCCGUCAUCACCGCCACCGAGGUGCUCGUCCCGGGCCCGCGGGACCCCGCCGUCGCGCCGCUCGUCCGCGAGCUCCGCGCGCGCCUGAUCGCCUCCGCCCCCGCCCCCGCCCCAGAGGACGAGGCGGGAAACAACAGGGGUGUCUCGCCGGCGAGCCCCGGUGGUGGAGCCGUCGACAAGGAUGGGCAAGCGUGGAGAAGCGACAAGGUCCUGCCGUUUGAGUUCAGGGCGCUCGAGGUGUGCCUCGAGUUCGCCUGCAAGUCCCUUGAGCACGAGACAUCCACAUUGGAGAAAGAGGCAUACCCAGCUUUAGAUGAACUCACCUCCAAAGUCAGCACUCUCAAUCUCGAGCGUGUAAGGCAAAUAAAGAGUCGAUUGGUUGCCAUUUCCGGGAGAGUUCAUAAGGUUAGGGAUGAAUUAGAACACUUGCUCGACGACGACAUGGACAUGGUCGCCAUGCACCUGUCGGAGAAGCUCGCGUACCAAGCAGCUGGCCACUCAUCGAGAUUUGAUAUCGAGAAAGAACCGAGCGAUUUCGACGAAGAGAGGGAUGGAGUGGAGGAAGGCGGCGGAUCAUCCGACGGCGGCAGCGGCAACGAGACCUCUUUGGGGUUCACUCCCAAAAUCGACGAGCUGGAGAUCCUGCUGGAGGCGUACUUCGUGCAGAUCGAAGGCACCCUGAACAAGCUCUCCACUCUGCGCGAGUACGUGGACGACACGGAGGACUACAUCAACAUCAUGCUGGACGACAAGCAGAACCAGCUGCUGCAGAUCGGGAUCAUGCUUUCCACGGGCACGCUGGUGCUCAGCUGCGCCAUCGCGGCCACGGGCGUGUUCGGCAUGAACAUCGGCAUCCCGCUCUACCACGCCGCCACCACCGGCGUCUUCUGGCAGGUCACCGGCGGCAUCGUCGGCGCCAGCGCCGCCAUCUACCUCGUCACGCUGCUCUGCUACCGGAGGAGCGGCAUACUGCAGUGACCGUGUUGCUCGUGCUGGCGGUCGUGGGACACGGGGGGUGGAUAUCCUGUGCAGCUUGAUGUAUGACACUCUUUAGUUGGGACGCGGGAUGCAAAUGGUGAGAGGAAGAGGCGCUGCGGUGGGCAUGUUCGGUUCACUGCCACAUUUUGUCAAAUUUUGCCAAAUACUAUGUCGCAGUUGUUUGGUUCUUGCUUUUGCUGACCAUCUCAGGUUGAAGAAAGAGGUGUUUUCGUUUCUCCGAAGAAUGUCUCACGGUUGAAACUUAUUUGGGGCAAUUAUCAGGUUGUCUAGACAUAUCAUUUUCGGGAGGAACUAUGGAUCAGUCGACUGUUC
Molecule: messenger RNA, 2927 nt
Organism: Phragmites australis (common reed)
Lineage: Eukaryota; Viridiplantae; Streptophyta; Magnoliopsida; Poales; Poaceae
Product: putative magnesium transporter MRS2-D
Exons: 6
Coding region: 1368-2594 (408 amino acids)
Biological process (GO): magnesium ion transport
Molecular function (GO): magnesium ion transmembrane transporter activity
Source: RefSeq, a predicted model, not a curated record